Aspergillus pseudotamarii is the source of this 1557-nucleotide messenger RNA. RefSeq names its product RING-H2 finger protein. The record is from RefSeq and is a predicted model, not a curated record. The transcript is spliced from 4 exons. The coding region runs from base 1 to 1557 and encodes 518 amino acids. Lineage: Eukaryota; Fungi; Ascomycota; Eurotiomycetes; Eurotiales; Aspergillaceae.
AUGGGGCCCAUUCAGGACCCUUCGGUUUUUCCUUUCUCUUCUUCCUCUCUUCCUCUCCUCCUCCUCCUUCUUGUUUCCGCUCUAUCGACUCCAAUCCUCGCGGUAGACUCGUCCGGCUGGUCUGUGGUGCCGUCCAACAACUCCAGGGAUCUUUCGUGGGUAGGAAAAGCCAGAUUUCACCUGGAGAGCGCCCAGAUUCAGCUUCCGUCGGGCGUUAGCGUUACCCCGUUGACCACGGCCUUGGUCAAUCUCGAUCGGAGUGAACUGACGAACUUCAAUGUUACGGGUAACCUCGUGAAUGUGGACGAUACCAACGCCAUCUCAUUGAAUACGAGUGAUAUUGCCCUAAUCAGUUGCGACCAAUCCGCCUAUCCCGGAAAUUUAGAUGCAAGUGAGACCGUUCGCAACGUCAUUACAUCAUCGCACCGUGCAUCGGCGAUUCUUUUGUACAGUUCCGAGGUGCAUCACUGCAAUUACACCGCAGGUCCCAACGCCAACGGAUACAUCAACGUUUUUACGCUAGUGAAUCCCUCUCUCGCAAAGGUUGUCACCAAUCUCUCUCAUUCUUCUACGGGGAACGGUUCGACGAGCAUCAAACCCGACAUGUCAUUUACGAUGUCCGGCACGCCGCCCACCUCCGGGGAUUCCGGUGGGGCGACGGACAGCCCUAAUACUGGUAUCAUCACGGCGCUCUUUUUAGCCAUCAUCAUUACCGGCGCGGUCCGGGCUCAUCGUCACCCGGAACGGUACGGACCUCGAUAUACCGCGGGGCGGCCACGACAAAGUCGAACGAAGGGGAUGGCAAGGGCGAUGUUGGAUACGAUUCCGAUUGUGAAGUUCGGGAAUCAACAGGAUCCGAAGCUGGAUGCCGUCAAGGGUGAUGUGGAGAUGGGCUCUGAAGAUGAGACGGGCCGUCAGCCAGAUUCUACUCAAGAAACAACCACCGUGCACGAGACGAAUCCUCAGGCGACUCCUGCUUUGGCGGUGACGAACCAUACCACGACCGAGUCCACUACAGAACAACAAACCAAGCCGACGGAAUCCACGGAUCAUCCGAACUUUUCGUGCCCUAUCUGUACCGACGACUUCGUCAAGGGCCAGGAUCUGCGUGUCCUGCCCUGCAACCACCAAUUCCACCCGGAGUGUAUUGACCCUUGGCUGGUAAACGUAUCGGGUACAUGUCCUCUUUGCCGCAUCGACCUCAAUCCCGCCCAACCCGAAGGCGAGAAUGAAAACCAAGAAGGCGAAAACAACACGGAGGCACCACAAGAGGGCACCGCCGAACCAGCAGCAGAGGAAUCGCACCACCGACACCGCCGCCUAACCAGCUACCUGCACGGAACGCUGAACGCGCGCCGGAUGCGUGAAGCCACCGUCGAAGAGCGCCUGGCCGCGCUACGGAGCGUACGCGAAGAAAACCGCAACAGCAUCGAGAAUGAAGAAGAACAACAGCGACGUGGUCGACUCACGUCACGCCUGCGUGAUCGAUUCCGCAUUCGCACUCGACGCCACGGCGAUGAUGGCGAGCAGCAGCCAUCCGCAUCAACAUCUACCUAG